This is a messenger RNA of Fukomys damarensis (Damara mole-rat), 2516 nucleotides long. RefSeq names its product dihydrouridine synthase 2 (gene Dus2). Gene Ontology annotation, biological process: tRNA dihydrouridine synthesis. The record is from RefSeq and is a predicted model, not a curated record. The transcript has 17 exons. Lineage: Eukaryota; Metazoa; Chordata; Mammalia; Rodentia; Bathyergidae. The coding region runs from base 598 to 2136 and encodes 512 amino acids. Gene Ontology annotation, cellular component: cytoplasm. Gene Ontology annotation, molecular function: flavin adenine dinucleotide binding; tRNA dihydrouridine synthase activity; tRNA binding.
CUGUGGCUCAGUAAAUGUUGAGUGAAUGAAUGAAUGAAAGUGGAGGAGGCUUUGAGAGGGUUCAAGAUUUAAUUUUGAGGUGGGUGUGGUGGCACAUGCCUGUAAUUCCAGCGCUGUGGGAGGCUGAGUCAGGAGGACUGUACAUUUGGAUUGUCAGUUUGGAUCUCCAACCUGAACAGUUUGGCAAGUUAAUGAGACUCUGUCCGAAAAUUUCACAAAGGGCUGGGAAUAUAGCUCAGUGUUAAGGUGAGAGUGUGAAGGUUUAACUGGGGAUUGGAUUCAGGGCCUGGCAGAUGCUAGGCAAGUGAGCCACAAUCUCAGCUCAGGUAAACAUGCAUAUAUAGAUCACCAGCAGAUAGACGUUAUUUUAAGCAAUGGGGUCCAUAAGUUUACAGAUGAGAAUGUGUGGAGUUAGAGGGGAAAAGGGCCGGGACUAAGCAGAAACCUCCACAUGUAGGUGUCAGGAGGGAACAGAGAGGUGGAGGGAACUCAGGAAUGUGGGGUUAAGGAAGGACAAAGGUGAGGAGGUUCACAGAAGAGGGAAAUCACUGUGCCACCGUGCUGUUAGAAGAUAAAGACAGACAUAGCAAAGGAGGAAUGAUCCUGAAUAGCCUUUCUCUAUGCUACCAGAACAAACUCAUCUUAGCCCCUAUGGUUCGGGUGGGGACUCUCCCAAUGCGGCUGCUGGCUCUGGAUUAUGGAGCGGACAUUGUUUACUGUGAGGAGCUGAUUGACCUCAAGAUGCUUCAGUGCAAAAGAGUUGUCAAUGAGUUGCUCAGCACAAUCGACUUUGUUGCCCCUGAUGAUCGAGUAGUCUUCCGUACCUGUGCAAAAGAGCAGAACAGGGUGGUCUUUCAGAUGGGCACUUCAGAUGCAGAGCGAGCCCUUGCUGUGGCCAGGCUUGUAGAAAAUGAUGUAGCUGGUAUUGAUGUCAACAUGGGCUGUCCAAAAGAAUAUUCCACCAAGACAGGAUGUCACUAUGUAGCCCAGGCUGUCCUUGAAUGCAAUGACCCUACUGCCUUAGCCUCUCUAGUAUUGGAAUUACAGGGAGGAAUGGGAGCGGCUCUGUUGUCAGACCCUGACAAGAUUGAGAAGAUCCUCAGCACGCUUGUCAGAGGGACGCGCAGACCUGUGACCUGCAAGAUUCGCAUCCUACCAUCGCUAGAAGAUACCCUGAGUCUUGUAAAGAGGAUAGAGAGGACUGGCAUUGCUGCCAUUGCAGUUCAUGGGAGGAAACGUGAGGAACGGCCUCAGCACCCUGUCAGCUGUGAAGUCAUCAAAGCCAUUGCUGAAACCCUGUCUAUUCCUGUCAUAGCCAAUGGAGGCUCUCACGAUCACAUCCAGCAGCAUUCGGACAUAGAGAACUUCCGACAAGCCACAGCUGCCUCUUCAGUGAUGGUGGCCCGAUCAGCCAUGUGGAACCCAUCUAUCUUUCUCAGGGAUGGGCUGCGUCCCCUGGAAGAGGUCAUGCAGAAGUACAUCAGAUAUGCAGUGCAGUAUGACAACCACUACACCAACACCAAGUACUGUUUGUGUCAGAUGCUACGCGAACAGUUGGAGUCGCCCCAGGGAAGGUUGCUCCAUGCCGCCCAGUCUUCCCAGGAAAUUUGUGAGGCCUUUGGCCUUGAUACCUUCUACAAGGAGAUCACACAGGAGUUAGAUGCCCGGAGGGCUGAACUCUUGACCAAGACUCCAGAAGACGUUGAGGAGCCAGCUGAAGACACCUCUGGUGUUAUUAAGAUGGCUGUCAAGUUUGAUCGGAGAGCAUACCCACCCCAAAUAACCCCCAAAAUGUGCUUGCUGGAAUGGUGCCGCAGAGAGAAGUUAGCACAGCCUGUGUAUGAAACGGUUCAGCGACCAGUGGAUCGCCUAUUCUGCUCUGUUGUCACCGUUGCAGAGCAAAAGUACCAGUCUACCUUAUGGGACAAGUCUAAGAAACUGGCAGAGCAGACUGCAGCCAUCGUCUGUCUGCGGAGCCAGGGCCUUCUUGAGGGUCAGCUGGUUGAGGAGAGCCCCUCUUUGCACAAGCGCAAGCGGGAGGCCCCUGACCAGGAUCCAGCACUGCCUGGAGAGCUACGCAAGAAACCCUUUGCGGCCUUGGAAAAUGGAGAAGAGAGCCCCCUGGAAGGCUGGUGACUACGACUGUCCCUGCUCUGUUGACUCACUUCAUUGGUCUAGCACUAAGAUGGUCUUGGGUGCCAGAGGAUGAACCAGAUGCCACUGGACAAUUUGCUGGCCUUUCCUGGCAGGAGUUAAAGGUCCAGGCCCAGGACAUUAGCCUGAAGCACAGGCCAAGGAAUAUCUCAGGGUGGAUCCUUUCAUUCCUGGUGGGUCUGAGUUAUAGGACCAAGUUUCCAGCAACCUGAAUGUAUUUUUGAAAACAGGAAGCUUUUCAGGUAACACAUCCUCAACUUGACAUUGGUACAGUGCAAUAAAGAUAUCUCCUAACCUCACCCAUGGCUGGCUGCUUCAGCCUUGGGCAUCUUCAAACAUAGACUUGUGGUCUGCCAUAAGGA